AAGCAACGGGGGCGGGGCAGGUUGCGGUAGUUGUGCUGACGGUGACAGUGAAUGGGAAGAUGAAGGACCCGGUGGGCUUCCUCCGGCGACAGCAGGAGGCCGAUAAUGGGGAUGGGGCUGAACGGUGGCAGCGGAUGGAGAGCUUCUACAAUAGGAGGCUCUGGCAUCAGCUCACAGUGGAACUUCUGGAGUUCACACUGAUUCCAUGCUUCCCAUCUGGGGAUAAUCUGUUGCAGUUAUAUGAACACUUCAUAAGUGACUUCGAACACCGAAUAAACCCAUUGUCAUUGGUGGAAAUCAUUCUUCGUGUGGUUCGACAGAUGAGUGAUGCACAGAUGGCUUUAAAUCUACUUGAAAAGACAUGGGAAAAGGUGAAGGGUGAUGAUGAAGCCAUGAUUCUCUGUAGAACUGCCAUUGCUGCUAUUAAAAUCAAAAUUGGGGACCUCCAGGAAACUAAGAAAAUCAUUGAAGAAGUUGAUGAGAUGCUGCAGAAGUUGCCGGGAGUAACGUCUGUCCAUGGCCGGUUUUAUGAUACUUCCAGCAGUUACUAUCAGGUAGUGGGUGACCACGCUGCUUACUACAGGGAGGCUCUGCGGUAUCUUGGCUGCACUGAACUCUCCGACUUAUCAAUGGGUUCACAGCAGCAGAGAGCAUUCACUCUCGGCCUGGCUGCGCUACUGGGAGAAGGCAUUUAUAAUUUUGGUGAGCUGCUGAUGCACCCAAUCUUGAAUUCGUUGCGUGAUACAGAGAACCAAUGGUUGAUUGAUACUCUGUACGCUUUCAAUAGUGGGGAUGUGGAGACCUUCUUCUGUCUGAAAACUUACUGGGGAGCUCAGUCUGAUCUAGCCAAUAAUGAACAACGAUUGAAAGAGAAACUGCAGCUGCUGUGCCUGAUGGAGAUGGUGUUUACAAGACCAGCAAACCACCGGCAAAUGACAUUCCAGGAAGUAUCCCACCAGGCCAAGGUAUCUGUCAAUGAGGUUGAAAUGCUGGUGAUGAAAGCACUGUCUGCGGGCCUGGUGAAAGGGAGCAUUGAUGAGGUGGACCAUAAAGUUCACAUGACCUGGGUUCAGCCACGAGUCAUGGACCUGCAACAGGUAUCUGGUAUGAAGGAGCGGCUGGAAGCUUGGUGUGCUGAUGUGAAGAAUAUCUCCAUCCUCGUUGAAGACCACGCACAUGAGGUUCUUGGCUGAAACCCCACUGCCCUCACAUGUGAUUUGAGUUUGUGUUUGUUGAUGCUAAUGUUUAAAAACAACACUGUUCUAAUGUUUUGUUUGCUGCAAAAGCAAGUUAAUCCUGUUAUUUCCUUGUGAAAUUUAAAUAAACAUAUAUCCUUUUGUGUGUUUACACAGA
Rhincodon typus (whale shark) is the source of this 1353-nucleotide messenger RNA. RefSeq names its product 26S proteasome non-ATPase regulatory subunit 13. The record is from RefSeq and is a predicted model, not a curated record. Gene Ontology annotation, biological process: ubiquitin-dependent protein catabolic process. Bases 60 to 1193 code for a protein of 377 amino acids. Gene Ontology annotation, cellular component: cytosol; nucleus; proteasome regulatory particle, lid subcomplex. Gene Ontology annotation, molecular function: structural molecule activity. NCBI's taxonomy places the organism in Eukaryota, Metazoa, Chordata, Chondrichthyes, Orectolobiformes, Rhincodontidae. The transcript is spliced from 13 exons.